AAACAGCUGUAUUUGUGACAUAAAUGUUCGCUGUACGUUUUUUGUAUAGAAUUACAUUUGCAUCUCGAAGCACAAAUAGGAAAGGAUAUAAUGCAAUCUCUUUUUUCAAGAAUAAAUACUCGUCCUUCACUGGGCUUGAUGCAACGUCUUUAUAGCACUGGCGGCGAAAAGCCGAAAAACAUUCCCAAAAAUGUCUUGGAGGGCUCACAGACAGCUCACCUUCAAGCUGAAAAUGGUGUUGUGUUCGAUAAAAAGCCUUUCAAAAUUCAUUUAGAUCAAGAUAAGGUAUAUAGCUGGUGCCUAUGUGGCAAAUCAAAGCUGCAGCCCAUUUGUGAUGGUACACACAAAGAUGAAUUCUUGAAAAUCAAACUGCGACCAAUUCGUUUCAAAGUUGAAAAAACUGGAGAUUAUUGGCUAUGCAAUUGCAAACACACUAAACAUCGGCCUUUCUGUGAUGGUACUCAUAAACAAAAACAUAUUCAAGAGGCUGUUAAGUAAUUAAGAAAAAUGUUCUUUUAUCGCAAUACUCUAUUCAAUUGUUACAAGAAUUAAAGGGAAUUAUUUGAAAUAAAACAAAAAAAAGACAAA
Molecule: messenger RNA, 588 nt
Organism: Stomoxys calcitrans (stable fly)
Lineage: Eukaryota; Metazoa; Arthropoda; Insecta; Diptera; Muscidae
Product: CDGSH iron-sulfur domain-containing protein 3, mitochondrial
Exons: 3
Coding region: 91-498 (135 amino acids)
Cellular component (GO): intracellular membrane-bounded organelle
Molecular function (GO): 2 iron, 2 sulfur cluster binding
Source: RefSeq, a predicted model, not a curated record